AUGGCUUCCAACAACAGGGGCGCCUCCCUUGAAUCUUCUGAAGUCUAUCUCUCUGCCUUCGAGCAGAAUAUGAAGCGUAUCUGCAGUAUUGUCGUAGAUAUGGUGAACCGCAGUGGCCAAUUCACAGAAGACAAAGCCCUUGCGCAAUCCGGUCCCAUCAUCGCUGAACUCAAGACACAGCUUGAAGCCGCGAAUGGUCGUGUCGCUCAUCUCGAAGCUCGUCUCAAGGCCUCAGAGGCUGGUGCUACUCGGGCCAGGGUCGAUGCCGAGGCUCAUGUCGCUCGCUACACUACUAAUCUUGAGGCUCGCAACGUGCAUAUGGUCAACACUGUUACACAGACCGUUGAAAAGAUGAAGAGGGAUGCAGCCGCUCGAGUUGCCGCGGCUGAAACUCAUGCCCGUAGCUGCAUCGACGAACACCGGAACAAAAGUGACUCUCAGAUCCAGCAGUUGUCUCGAGAUCUCCAGCGUCAUAUUGACAUGCUCGGCCUUGCCCGAAAGCAUACCGGAUCGGUGGCACACAAACUGAUGUUUCUUGUACAAGAACUAAAGGAAAGGAAGCGCAAUCCCGACAAAACUCUUCUAGCAGAUUGCCUCAACGAAAUGUUGGAGGAACUCGCUGAGUACAGAAACAAUGUCGACCUCUUUGUCGACGACGGCCUCGUAGUCGAGAAUGAACCAGACUGGGGCCCUGUACCUGACGACGAAGGCGGCGCUCUCCUCAACAAAUCUUAUGGAAAGUCCUCUAAAGUCAUCUCAUCCAACAACCCUAAAGAGCGUACCAACCAAACCGGAGCCCCAGCCUCUCCCAGCGGUGGGGACACUACCAAGCAGAGCAGCCGUGAGGAAAGUUCUCUUUUCGUGGAUGAUCAACAGAGUCUUCAGAGCGAUGAGGGUUGCAUCAUCAAAUCUGAAGACGGUGACGAUGGGGACCACCAAACUCCCAUCGCUUCGUCUCUAUCUGCCAAGCGAGCCAGCGACUCUGGAGGCCGGGCUGGACGUGGUGGCAAGCGUCAGCGAACAAAGUAG
Molecule: messenger RNA, 1029 nt
Organism: Fusarium subglutinans
Lineage: Eukaryota; Fungi; Ascomycota; Sordariomycetes; Hypocreales; Nectriaceae
Exons: 2
Coding region: 1-1029 (342 amino acids)
Source: RefSeq, a predicted model, not a curated record